Messenger RNA from Alternaria metachromatica, 1644 nucleotides. RefSeq lists its product as uncharacterized. NCBI's taxonomy places the organism in Eukaryota, Fungi, Ascomycota, Dothideomycetes, Pleosporales, Pleosporaceae. The transcript has 4 exons. The record is from RefSeq and is a predicted model, not a curated record. The coding region runs from base 1 to 1644 and encodes 547 amino acids.
AUGAGAGUGAUUGAGAGGGACACCGACAGAAAGGCCCAAGUCAACAUUUUUGUCAAGGGUCAAGUUCAGGCGCUUGAAGAAUACGGAGAGUAUGUGGACCCAAAGGACAACGCGAUUUGCUGCUAUGUACCCAUCGAUGAGGGCCACCAGCCUAAAGUGGGCGGCAGGUUCUCCGGCAAGACUCUGGCUGUAGCCUACGACACGUUCGUGGACGGCAUACUCCGUAAAGCCGGCUCGCAUGUGGCUAAGUCAGUGAUCCUACACAACCGGAAACUGGACACCGAAACCUUUCUAUGCAAGACCAGCAAAGGCAUCAUCGAUACUGACAUUACUGUGACUCCACUCGAGCACGCUGUUACGAUUCAAAACGACGCCCCAGAGACCAUCGGGACCAUUGAGCUGCGACUGUACAUCACCCGCCAACUGGGAGACUGGCACGAAAUUGGCAAAGUAAAGAAGUACUACGCCCAUGAAAGUGAUAUGAAAGACAAGGAUACGGGCGGCAUCGAGCAGAAAGUAGGCUACAACCGCAUAGCUCCCAUUUUCAGGAUGUCCUUCGAAAAGGACACUACUCCACUGGAGGAUAAUCAACCGAAAAUAUACCAGCGUAGGGCGGAUGCGAAACGCCCAGGUACAGAGCCGUGGGCUAUAUUUCGCUUCCACUAUCGAACUGAAGCUGAAAUUCGAGAGGAGAAAAUGUCAAUGAGUUUUGACCCUGACGACAAAGAUAUAGGCGAAGCACAUACUCUAGUGCUGGAACCUCUUCCUCCUCUUACCAUAGGCGCAAAGCCCUUAUCGAAGAAUGACGGGGACGUCUCAUCACGAUCAGAAUCGCCGAUGCUUCCCAAUACGCCAGCAAAAAGCGCACAGCCGAUACCAAAGAUAUCCUCCCCCAUCAAGAAACCUGGACCUCCACCAAAUCCCUCUGAAGCUACCACGAUGUCAUCCCCUAAAGAUCAAGCACAGGCUGCAACCCCCGAAGCGCCUUCUGUACCGACGGCCGAUAUGACUGCGAAAGUACCCUGCCUUCCAGAAUCAAGCACCAAGCCCGCAAAUGCGCUCGCAGAAAAAUCUGUAGCCGUAGCCAAGGCGACUACAAAGAAGCCUCCUCCGUCGCCACUUGCCCCAGAAAAGAAGCCUCUGCAAACGUCCAUCACUCCAGCAAAGGAGGAGGCCGCGAAAUCAGCACCUGUCACUACCAACACUGCCAACGGUCAGAAGAAGUCAGAUACGCCCCCCGUGGCAGUCGUACCAAGCAAACGUUCAUCUACCACCACCAACGGUAUGACACCGGAGCCAAAGCGUGCGAAGUCCGUACCUACGCCCGUGCCGACGUCUUUGCCACCCUCUACCUUGCCUACAGCUCCGCGCUCAUCAACACCCAAGACGCUUUCCAUCGAGCGCCAGCUGGCAGAUCAGCGCAAGAAGCUCGAGGACAUGCGCAGGAGGCGUGCGGAGACCGCUAAGAAGCAGGCAGACAUCGAUACGCAGAUGGGACCUUACAAGCAGCGUAUGGCGGAGGAGCUGGAUCGUCUCAACCGAGAGAUGAUAGAAGAAGAGAGCGCGUAUACUGAGGAGGCAGAGCACUACAGUGCCAGCGUCGAGGUCCUGGAGGAGUUCAAAAAGGCUGACGCUAGUACUUAG